Funneliformis geosporum is the source of this 228-nucleotide messenger RNA. Lineage: Eukaryota; Fungi; Glomeromycota; Glomeromycetes; Glomerales; Glomeraceae. The record is from the annotation of a GenBank genome assembly.
AUGUCAACUUAUCUUGAAGGUAUCAAAUUAAUUGAUGAAGCAAUAUUAUUAAUUAGAGAAUAUGAAGACAAAUUAAGUAAAUAUGAAAAAUAUACAUUGGUCAAUGAUUUUGAUAAUUCUAUUAUUUUUGGAAGUAAUAAUAGUGAUAAUUUCUUUACUAAUAAUGAAAGUAAUGAAGAAAAAAGCUCUUUAGAGUUAGAGAAACUGAGAAAGCCACUAAAUCCUUAG